Suillus discolor is the source of this 1081-nucleotide messenger RNA. RefSeq lists its product as uncharacterized. Lineage: Eukaryota; Fungi; Basidiomycota; Agaricomycetes; Boletales; Suillaceae. The record is from RefSeq and is a predicted model, not a curated record. Bases 133 to 909 code for a protein of 258 amino acids. The transcript has 3 exons.
CUCUGCUUAGCUCUGCUUUGUCUCUUGACCGAUGCUGAUUCUAUAAAUUUGGCGGAUCUCGUUAUUGUCUUUCUUUCUUAUUCACGAACAUUUUGUUGGCCGCGGCCCUUUGAUUAUUUGAAUAGCUCCAAGAUGAUGGAAGUCGACACUCACUCGCCAUCCACAAGGAUGACACGUUCCUUCAGCUAUUCACUGAAGAGGCCCCGCUCUCCUGGGUCCCCAAGCCAAGAACGCCAGCCGAAACGUUCAUCACUUGCUUUACAGGAUACGUAUCUGAGUCGACGAGCAUCCUCCAUUGUUUUUUCUGCCAAUCAAAACUCGAGCAAUCAUCAUCAACCAAGCCCAGAUGAUUGGGUGAGGCAAGCUAGCGACCUCUCUAUUGGACGCCCAAGUAGUGUCGAUUCUGUUCCUUCGCCAAGUGGCGAUAUACAGGAUGAGAACAUGGCACUCGACCCAGACGAACCUCCUAAGUCUUACUCAUCGGUGCUUGUCUUUUCGCCACCACGGCUACUACAGCCAUCUCGAGCACAUCCUACAACCACGCAAUUAAAUGCAUCACAAUCGUGCAUUAGCACUCCCCAGCACAUAUCUCAAAUCAUCGUGGGACAUGCAGGCGGACAGCCAUUAACACCAAGCAUAACCAUGGCAUACCAACAACAGUCUUCCUCGGUAUAUGUGGAGCCCGGUAUAUCAUCAGACGAAUCGUCAAACCAGCAGGGACCGACUCAAAGCCACAACUUUUUUCAGACUACAUUAUCUGAAAUGCCAAUUCCACCACCACCUCCGAUAAGCCAAUCUCCAGGACCCAAGUUGACUUCAGGGAGAAAGCAGCGCUUUACGAUGGGGCCACGUGCAGACUGCCUGAAGUGCAGAAUGGGCGAAAAGGGGCACUGGAUGCAUUUCGACUAGACAUUGGAGUAGUAACCUUGCUUAAUUGUAGAACUAUAAUACUUUACAGGUGACGACUAACUUGUGCAGCCCACACUACCAUUCAGGUUGUCUUGGUCCAGAAUUUAGGUACUUACAGGACCCGGACGAGGGAGUUGCUCAAGAAUAAUAAUGUUUUGCUUUGUUUGCCGAA